Loa loa (African eye worm) is the source of this 1631-nucleotide messenger RNA. RefSeq lists its product as hypothetical. The coding region runs from base 25 to 1542 and encodes 505 amino acids. The record is from RefSeq and is a predicted model, not a curated record. Gene Ontology annotation, cellular component: nucleolus; nucleus. Gene Ontology annotation, biological process: regulation of transcription by RNA polymerase II. Lineage: Eukaryota; Metazoa; Nematoda; Chromadorea; Rhabditida; Onchocercidae. The transcript is spliced from 13 exons.
GUGUGCUGUAAUACUUGAAUAAUUAUGGAAUCAUUAGUGAAGGAGUUCAUCAAUUCGCUAGAAGGACAAGUGGCCGAACUUCCCGACAUUGAAUUAGCCGACCUUGCUGAAGAUUCAAAAGCUAGCUGGACACGAAACAAAAUAGUAGAAAACGAAGAAGCAGAUCAGGUGGAAUUUGUAAAACGACGAAUAACUACAACUCAGGAAUUAGAAGGUGAACGUUAUGGAGGUGAGAAAGUAUCAUCAAAAAAUGUUUUUACUGGUGAUGAUAUAUCCGAUCUAGCACAUGUCAGACGUGAUACAAGCACUGAGAGCAAUUAUGACUCAGAAGAUUUGGAGAAUGAGGAAGACAGCAGUGAUAGUAAUAGUGCUGCCAAUAGUUCGGAUCAAGAAUCAUUUUCUGCUGACGAUAAUGUCGAAAGCGAAGUCCCAAUCGAGCAAUCCCAACCGAAAAAAGAGAAUGGUGCUGCUAAAGGUGUGGUAACAAUCUCGAGUAACACGCAGAAUGGGAAAGCUGAAAGUGUUCGAAAGCAAUUGAUGAUUUGGGACCGAUUGAUGCAAUUGCAUAUCCUUUCACAUGCAGCAUUGAGAACAUUCAAUCAGCUUCCUAGAGAUCAACUUGCCCAGAAUUUGCAGCAGUCAGCAGAUGGUGACACCAAAAAAAAUUGCAGAAUCAUGCGAAAGAAUUUGGAACAGUUGAAUGAAAUAUUUACAACAAUGGAAGAUAAGCUGUUAAAAUCAUCGAAGCAGACGAAAAACUUGCUUUUUGACGAUGAUCAUGAAAAAAGAGUCGAAGAUUCAGAAGAUGAAGAAAUCGAAAGUUCUAUCGAUAGUGAUGAAGAGGACGGCAGUCCAAUAGAAUCUGAUGCUAAACAGAGUGAAGGAGAAUCCGAUGUGUGCAUGUCAUCUGAAAACAUCACGAAUGACAACGAAAUUGUGAAUCGCGACCAGCAGGUCUUAGGCAAUAGAAGGAAACUAAUGCCGAAGGAACUGAUGAAAGAAUAUGAAAAACGCCACGAGCGAUUUGCAGCAUUUCGAUCAUCUACAUUGUCGAAAUGGGACGAAAGGACAACACUGAGUAAUAUUGGUAUAAUGAAAAAUAAGAAAAAAGAUUUCAGUACUUUUGAAUCUGUUGUAUUAAAACAGAUUGAACAGAUAAUGAAUGAAAAACAUCGAUUAUUACGUAGAACUCAAAUGAAACGGCAUGAUGUCGAUAGAAUUGGAAGCGAUGAAAACAGUAAUUACGAUGCAGAAAUAUUUGAUGAUGAUGAUUUUUACCAACAGCUACUAAAGGAACUUAUUGAAAGGAAGUCAGCUAAUGUGGUUGACCCUGUAGAAAUGAGCAGACAAUGGUUAGAAAUACAAAAAUUGCGACAGAAGCGGUCGAAAAGGAAAAAUAUCGAUACGAAAGCAUCGAAGGGCCGUAAGAUACGAUACAUCGUGAUUCCAAAAUUGGUGAAUUUCUUUCCAUCAAUGGCUGAGAAGGCAACAUGGAGUCAUGAAAAAAGAAAUCAAUUAUUUAAAUCUUUGUUUUCUUCAUGAUAAUAAAUAUCCCACUUUGAUAAAACUUCAAAAGAUUAAUUUGCUAAAAUUUUUCAACCAUCAGUUGUAUGUUCUAUUUAAUGGACAGC